Molecule: messenger RNA, 1251 nt
Organism: Seriola aureovittata
Lineage: Eukaryota; Metazoa; Chordata; Actinopteri; Carangiformes; Carangidae
Product: lactose-binding lectin l-2-like
Exons: 1
Coding region: 657-1157 (166 amino acids)
Molecular function (GO): signaling receptor activity
Source: RefSeq, a predicted model, not a curated record
CUUAGAAAUAUCUUCUUUGAAAUCUGUCUGCUUCAGAGCUGCUCCCUUCCAUUUCUUGUUCUGAUUUGUUUUUGUGCUUUGCGUUUUUUCUGCGUCUUGUUUUUAGCUCGACAGAGUAACUGCUCCUGAUCUCACAUUCAUACCACACAGAGAACUUACUUUAGUUACCCUUUGCACUUGAGGUAUAUUUUAUGUUAAUUUCUAAACAUUUUGAGGUUACAGCGUGACGCACUCACAGCAACAUCAGCUCUCGUGCCCCUUGCAUGCUGUCAACCAGAAGCCAUUCAGUUUUAUAUGCUGUAUAUUGUUUAUUUGCUGAUGUGUGCUGAUGUGUAAUAUAUAUGCCUAUGUUUGGUGUGUUGUUAUUGUUUGCCUGAAAAUGUAUUAAUUAUAGAUUUUAUGUGACAUCUCCAGGUGAGCUAGUGUUUUUUUGGCUUGUGUUCAGAUACUGUGUGGCUGUGUACAAAUGAAAGUCUUUAGCAUGUGCAUUUGACCAAUGAUAUCACAGAACAGUGCAGACACCCUCUCCAAAACAUAUAAAAGAAAACAGUCUGUCACCUGUCUCCAUCUGGGUAUCAAUCCCAACUAAGGGUGCAGAUCAUCUCCACCCACAACAUCAACCUCUUGUCCUGCUCCUGUGACAGAGAGACACCAACAUGAUCUUGCUGCUCUUCCUGUUUGGUCUGACUCUGGGUGCUGAGUCUCCUUCAGAUGAACAUGAAGUGAAGCUACAGCGUGGAAACUGUCCCAUGUUCUGGUUCAGCUUCAACGGCCGCUGCUACAAGUACCUUUCCACUCGUAUGUCCUGGGCUGAUGCAGAGCUCCACUGUGUGUCAGAGGGAGCCAACCUGGUGUCUAUCCACAGUCUGGAAGAAGAGGGUUUUGUCAAAUCCCUGAUCAAGAACUUUGACCCCGCUCAGGGACCCACCUGGAUCGGACUCAGUGACACACAGAAGGAAGGAAGCUGGAUGUGGUCUGAUGGGUCUGCAGUCAACUUUGAAUUGUGGGGCGCAGGGCAGCCAGAUGAUUAUAGGGGAAUGGAAGACUGUGUACACGAUAGCUAUGGCAAUGAUCUGAAAUGGAAUGAUGACCCAUGUUCUAGUGCUACACCUUUUGUUUGUGCAUCACGCAUAGGCUGUCUCCAGCAGCUGAGAUGAGUCAUGUCCAAUUCAACAUGUUGACUUUGCACCUGUUUUCCUGUUGUAAUGCAAUAGACCAACAAACAAUAAAUGUGCAAAAUGUUCAAGUUUA